Messenger RNA from Colletes gigas, 1467 nucleotides. It is a transcript of the gene Rnft2, whose product is annotated as RING finger and transmembrane domain-containing protein 2-like. Gene Ontology annotation, biological process: positive regulation of ERAD pathway. The transcript is spliced from 4 exons. NCBI's taxonomy places the organism in Eukaryota, Metazoa, Arthropoda, Insecta, Hymenoptera, Colletidae. Gene Ontology annotation, molecular function: ubiquitin protein ligase activity. The record is from RefSeq and is a predicted model, not a curated record. The coding region runs from base 34 to 1449 and encodes 471 amino acids.
UUGAGUAUAACGGAUUGCAAUUGUAAGUACAGAAUGCCGCGUAAUGUACAAGUAGACGAGAUUAUAAACAUUCCACAGAAUUCAACAGUGUCACACAUAACGUGUGAAAAUAAUGUUAGGCAAUCUACAGGAUUACUGACACAUUCGUCUUCUAUACCCUGGUCAACAUCAUCUAUUAGUAUAAGGGAUUUCAAUUUUAAUGGUAGAACUGUAGAAGACCAGGAGGAGAUCAUAGAGGAGACCAGGCCUUUUAUGGAAUGUGUACAUGCUCAACCUAACAUUUCGUUAAACUCCUUGUUAAAUAAUCAAAGAAUUCAAAGUUCAUCGAGUGCCGUAACACCUCCAUCUAAUAAUCAUAUAAUUAAUGUCGAAGAUCAAUCAAGUGGUUCGCAUUCGCAUGAUGUUUCGAAUCAUGACAGUCAUCAUCACCAGACAACUGCAACGGACAAUUUUUUAAAUAAUAUUCGAGAGGCUGCAAACGAGGUUGUAAGCGAAAGCCAGAACAAUAAUAGUAAUAUUGUUAUUAAUCAUAAUAACAACAACAAUAAUAAUAAUAAUAGUACAGGAGGGAAUCUCAUGGAGGCAUUACAGUUGAUACGCGAAAUACGCGCAUUACUCGUAGCGAACAAACGCUAUAUCAUUUUUAUCACUAUUCUUCUUAUUAAAGGCAUUUACGAUUAUAGAGCCCGUACACUGAACAUUAUGAUAUUAUUUGUUACAUUCUAUUACGCUAACUGCGUUGUGAAGCGUGAAAUUGGAAAACGACAUAAUAAAAAUUUGAUGACACUUUUAUUUAUUACAUGUUGUAUACUUGGAUCCACGUUUCUUAUUAAUUUUGAGUACGACACACAAAUAUUUUCGACGUACACGCAGCCUCUCACAGUCUGGGAAUUGCUGUGGUCAAUUUUGAUAACAGACUUUAUUUUAAAACUGUACACUAUUAUUUGUAAAAUUUUUUUAACGUGUUUACCUGCGAAAUUAUUGCCGUUACGAACAAGGGGGAAAUAUUAUCUCACGGUAGAAGCGACAUCUCAACUUUAUCGAUGCAGCGCAACUAUUCAACCAUGGUUGUAUUAUUUCUUUGACGCGUAUCAAGGACCCGAAAAAAUUCUAGGAGUAUUUCUCUCUUUAGUAUACACAAUGGACAAAGCAUAUUGUUUAUUAUGUCAUGCAAAGCUUUUUCAAUAUGCUAUUUGGAAAUUAUUUAAGAAUGUAAAUAUCGGCGAAUCGCCAUCAAAAGAGGAGUUGAUAGCAUCUGGUAAUAAUUGUGCAAUUUGUCACGAGCGGUAUUCGGUGCCAGUGCGUCUACAUUGCAAACAUAUUUUCUGCGAAACGUGCGUUUUAACAUGGUUAGAAAAAAAACGUUCGUGCCCGGUGUGCCGUGCUGACAUCACGGAAAAUCCUACUUAUCGCGACGGACAUACGACUACCUUUAUUCAAUUAUAUUGACUGCCAUGUAAUAUACAU